CCCAUCCCAGCAGCACCUGCGUCGGCACCUCCCAAAUUACCAAGGCCAAUUGCCAAACCUCUCUGGGGCGGCACAACCGGCUGUGGCAGCGGUGGGGAUGGAGGGGCUCAGUGUGGGCAGCGUCCUGCUGACCGGCUGUGACGGGGGGCUCGGCCUGGGGCUGCUGAAGGGUUUGCUGGAGCAACCCAGCCCCCCCCAGCACCUCUUUGCCGCUUGCCUGGACCCCCAGGGGAAGGCAGUCAAUGAGGUGGCUUUGGGCUUCCCCAGCGUCGUGGUCCUGCCUCUAGAUGUGACAGACCCCAACAGCAUCAAGGCAGCAGUCGGGAAGGUGCAGGAGAAGGUGGGAAGCGCUGGUCUCAAUGUCCUGAUCAACACCACCUGCACCAGGCGGCGCAGCACACUGGCCACUGAGACUGCAGAGAACAUGACCCUCGUCUAUGCCACCAACACCAUCGGGCCGCUGCAGACAAGCCAGGCAUUCCUGCCCCUGCUGAAGGAGGCGGCUGAGGCUGAAGCGCAGCAGGGGAUGAGCUGCAGCAGAGCUGCCAUCAUCAACAUCUCCAGCAUCCUUGGCUCCAUCGCAGCUGCAGAGGCUUGGGAGGAGAGGCAGGAUGUCUCCUACCGCUGCAGCAAGGCUGCUCUGAACAUGCUUACCAAGUGCCUGGCUCUGGAGUAUGGCGACAGCGGGAUCCUCUGCGUAUCCGUGGACCCUGGCUGUGUGACACCUCCCUUGGGACAGGGGACGCCCAAACAUGUGUCAGCAGAGGGCACCCCAGCCCCACACUCAGCGCAGGAGGGAAGGCUGCACCCAGAGUGCUGCUUCCCCAGCACCCCACGCACCCCCGGGCCAUCAUUACCCCAAAUUCAUUUUCUCCUCUGCCCGUGCCAAGGGGAGGCAGGUAAGGCUGGUGACGAGCAGCCUCUUGCAACAUCGCCGAGCAGAGCUUAACCCUGCGCUGGCUUGCAGAGACAACAAAUGAGUCACUUUUUUGUUAGGAACCACAAAAUAAAUCUCCAUCACUAUAGCACCCGAAUUAGGGAUGAUUAAUUUGUGCAAAGCUGCAUCCCAUGGAUACUAGAGCACCUCCAGCUUCUCCCAGCC
Molecule: messenger RNA, 1102 nt
Organism: Columba livia (rock pigeon)
Lineage: Eukaryota; Metazoa; Chordata; Aves; Columbiformes; Columbidae
Product: C-signal-like
Exons: 6
Coding region: 98-949 (283 amino acids)
Cellular component (GO): cytoplasm
Molecular function (GO): oxidoreductase activity
Source: RefSeq, a predicted model, not a curated record